AUGAAAAACAGUCCAUUAAUUUAGUUGCCGAAAUGGAAAAUAGAAUUAAAGAAAAUUAAAGAUACAAUAGAGGAAUAAGAAAAAAGCUUAGUUAAAUUGUUUAAAUUAUUUGAUAGUGAUCUUAAUUAAGUGCUCGAUCUAGUCGAAUUCGUAAAAUUUCUGAGAACUUUCAAUUCAAACAUCAACAAUGAGGAUGCAAGUUUGAUUUUCCAACAUUUUGAUAAAAACUGCAAACGAGGCAUUGAUUUUUUGGAAUUAAAGUCAACUUUUUCGAAUCUUAACUAUGAUGGUAGUAUUAGCAUUUUACUAAAUAAUAUUCAAGUAAACAAAAUAUGA
Molecule: messenger RNA, 336 nt
Organism: Paramecium tetraurelia
Lineage: Eukaryota; Ciliophora; Oligohymenophorea; Peniculida; Parameciidae
Exons: 2
Molecular function (GO): calcium ion binding
Source: RefSeq, a predicted model, not a curated record